CGUGACGCCACGGGCAGAAGCAGAUCAGCGGAGCAGACAGGACCCGGGCUGAAGCAGCAGCAGCAGCAGCAGCAGCAGCAGCGCCGCCACAAAGGGAGCUUAGUGGUUGAAGCUCGACUCUUCGCUCCUCUUCUCCAAGGUUUGAGAUGCUCCGGCUCGGCGGCAGGAUGUGCGGCUUGUCGGCCCUGCUCUCGGUGCUUCUUGCUGGGCUCGCGGCGGCGUCCUCGGAUCUGUUUGACAACCAACUGGGCGACAUCAAUUAUUGCAAAAAACAAUGCCAGCUCACCAUCAAAAACAAAAGCCCCGCUAAAGACUCCAUAAUGAACGCCUGUCACCGUGGUUGUCGCCUCUAUUCCAUCUGCCAGUUCGUCAAUGGCAACGCCGGCUUCAAUACCAGCAGGGAGGAGUGUCAGGGAGCCUGCCAGGAGGCAUAUAUCAAGCUGCUAGAACAGGAGGCUUGCAGCACCGGCUGUGCCAGCCAACCCUCUGAACCUGAGAUCAAGAGGAGGAAGCUCAGAGCCAUGACUCUUCGCCCUAAGCCCCCCUCUGUGAUGGAGGCCGUGUCCAGUUGGUGCAACGACAUUGUCAGCUCUGCCCAGAGCUUCAUCUCCUCCACUUGGACCUUCUACCUGCAGGCUGAUGAUGGCAAGGUUGUGGUUUUCCAGAGCCAGCCAGAGAUGGACUACUCUCUGCCCGAGCUGCAGGCUCCUCGGUCCAACGUGGCAGACAAACCUUGGCCUCAGGUCCACUCUCACACCCAGAGACCCCACGGUGUGAGGGGACAUGGCGAGAGGGGAGCAUCCAAAGCAGGAGGCAAAGGGAAGCACCCUGUUCAGCAUGCAGACGACCCCACGGCUGAGCACGACUUCCUUGGCUGCAUGUCAAGACGUUCAGGCCUUCCACGGUGGAUUUUAGCAGCCUGUCUCUUCCUGUCCAUCAUGGUUAUGUUGUGGCUCAGCUGUGCCAGCCUCGUCACUGCACCAGAGCAGCACAUUAAGACGCAGCUGAGUAUCAACGGAGACAAAGAGUUUCUGGAUAAUGCCCACAAAGUCAACCCGUACCACCUGAGUCCUGUGAUCGCCGUCGCCGUGAAACAAACAGAGGAGAGUCAGGAGGCGGGGCCGCUGCCGGUGAAAGUUGACCUCAACAAAACCUGUGUUUAGGAAGGACCAAUGGGAGAGCUGUUGUCAUGACUCCCAGAGUAACCAUGUCUGAAAUCCUUGACCCGUUGGUGAAAGGCGUGAAACAAACACAACACGGGACUCACUCAGUCACCAGAAUUUUUAAAAAACAUAUUUUUAAGAGCAUGGCACCCUCCAGUCAUUUAAAAUUAUCAUACAGAAACAUCUAGCUUGGUCUUGUUGGUCUGAUGGCACUUCAUUUACUUGUACAGUCCAGAUUUCUUCAAGUCCAUCCUCAGAUUUUCCUUAAUGAUCAGCCUGCUCAUUGCUUAUUGAUAAGUCAGCACUCUUGUCUCAGAGCCAAGCUGGAGACAAGCAGAGAGGAUGGAUUACAGCCGAGAGCUCUCAUAUAAUUUUUCAUGUCUAGCAUGGACAAGAGAGGACAAACGCUGAGAUUCAUUUUCGAUUUAAUUUUGCCUCGUUCUCACAGAGAGUUUGGACUAAUUGAUGGGUUGCUGAGAGCGAGAAAAAAAAAAAGAAAGGCGUAAAAAAAAAAAAAUGAGACAGAGAGAUGAAUGGAAGUUGGGCUUAAACGCUUUGGCUUGUGAGCGCUGCAGGAUCCAGAUAGUGUCGCUCACAGUUUAUGAGGUGUUUACAUAAUCAGCAUUAUGAGCUGUUAAGUAAAAAAUUGGUCUAGAAAUUAAAAAUUUCGCCUCACAACAGGAAACAGUUCACAGGUGAGCUACACAGCCUCACCAAGUUCAGAGAAUCAAAGGCAUACUUACUCAAAAAACAGUAUUUUAUUUUUUAUUUUUUUGGUCAGCUUGUUCCUGUGCGUGUGUGUGUUAGGAUAUGUCUGGGUGUUUGUGUACAUCUACAACAGCACACAUACAUUCAUAAGGAACCAAUAUUAAAAAACAAACUGGAUUAAAAACUGGAAUUUAUUUAUUUUCUCCUCUAUUUAUUCAGAAUCAUCGACAUGACUUAUCUGUUAAAUAGUGUUAUUGAAGUGCCAUGUACAGUUAAUUCAUCAUGCAAAUGUAAUUGCUCUGUAUGUAAAAUACAUUGUAACACAGAUUGGAGAAAGACACAUAGAGAGAAGAUUGCACCUAUUACUGUAUUAUUAUUAUUAUUGUCAUUAUUAUUGCCAUAUUAUUACUCUUAUAUCACUUCAAGAGUUCUUAGCUGUUAUAUGUGCCAUGUGCUUUCUAAUAGCUGACUAUUUUGUAUGUCCUAGGAGCACACACUGAAGG
Larimichthys crocea (large yellow croaker) is the source of this 2374-nucleotide messenger RNA. It is a transcript of the gene tmem59l, whose product is annotated as transmembrane protein 59-like. The record is from RefSeq and is a predicted model, not a curated record. The coding region runs from base 147 to 1163 and encodes 338 amino acids. The transcript is spliced from 8 exons. NCBI's taxonomy places the organism in Eukaryota, Metazoa, Chordata, Actinopteri, Sciaenidae.